Molecule: messenger RNA, 1852 nt
Organism: Aethina tumida (small hive beetle)
Lineage: Eukaryota; Metazoa; Arthropoda; Insecta; Coleoptera; Nitidulidae
Gene: Shmt
Product: serine hydroxymethyltransferase
Exons: 4
Coding region: 292-1695 (467 amino acids)
Biological process (GO): folic acid metabolic process; tetrahydrofolate interconversion; protein homotetramerization
Cellular component (GO): nucleus; cytoplasm; cytosol
Molecular function (GO): serine binding; mRNA 5'-UTR binding; protein homodimerization activity
Source: RefSeq, a predicted model, not a curated record
UUCACCACUUUAUUAUUUGUUAGUUGGAUUGUGGUUGCUUCACUUUUAACCUUUUUAUUACGUAUUUUGACCCUUAUUUUCAUUUAAGAGUUUAACUGAGGUUAUCUCUGUAAAUAUAUAAAACAGGCCAAUAAAUAUUUCCACUUGCAGUACAAAAACCUUUUCUGUGAUAUAAACUUGUGCAUUUUAUCAUUCACGUGAGGUGAAAAACAACAAUAGUCGCCUAAAAAACAUAACAUUGAUCGUUUCCAACUACAGAACUUGGGCACUAUUGUAAGACACACAUCAGUGAUGGCAAAAGUGGACAUCUCGAAGACCCUCAAUCAAAAUGUGUGGGACUCGGAUCCGGAAUUGUUUGACUUGAUGCAAAAGGAGAAGAAAAGACAACAGUCUGGUUUGGAAAUGAUCGCCAGCGAAAAUUUCACCACACUUCCAGUUCUGCAAUGUCUCAGCUCUUGCCUCCAUAACAAGUAUUCUGAAGGUCUGCCUGGACAAAGGUAUUAUGGAGGUAAUGAAUUUAUUGAUGAAGUUGAACUGUUGGCACAGAAAAGAGCUUUGGAGACUUACAGGCUCAAUCCUGAGGAGUGGGGGGUGAAUGUGCAACCUUAUUCUGGAUCUCCUGCCAAUUUUGCAGUUUACACAGGUAUUGUGGAACCCCAUGGUAGAAUAAUGGGUCUGGAUUUACCUGAUGGUGGUCACUUGACGCACGGUUUCUUCACCCCCACCAAGAAAAUAUCUGCCACUUCCAUAUUCUUUGAAUCUAUGCCGUACAAAGUAAAUCCUGAAACGGGUCUAUUGGAUUAUGACGAACUGGAAAGAACCGCAAAACUGUUCAGGCCAAAAGUAAUUGUAGCAGGUGUGAGCUGUUAUUCCAGACCGUUGGACUAUAAAAGAUUUAGACAGAUUUGCGACCAAGUCGGCGCAUAUUUGUUCGCUGACAUGGCACACAUAUCUGGCUUAGUGGCGGCCGGCGUAACGCCCAGCCCGUUCGAAUACAGCGACGUCGUGUCCACCACAACACAUAAAAGUUUGAGGGGCCCGAGGGCGGGUGUGAUAUUCUUCAGGAAGGGUGUCAGAUCUGUGAACGCGAAAGGAGAGAAAAUCAUGUACGACUUAGAGUCGAGAAUCAACCAAGCAGUAUUCCCGGGACUGCAGGGCGGUCCCCACAACAACACGAUCGCAGCCAUCGCGACCGCCAUGAAACAGGCCAGCACACCCGAAUUCAAGGAGUACGCAAAACAAAUCGUUGCCAAUGCGAAAAGACUGAGCGACGGACUCCAAUCCAAGGGUUAUAAGGUCGUGACUGGGGGAACAGAAGUGCACAUGCUGCUGGUGGACCUGAGAAGCGCCGGCUUGACCGGAGCGAAAGGAGAGUACAUUUUGGAAGAGAUCUCAAUUGCGUGCAACAAAAACACAGUACCGGGAGACAAAAGCGCGUUGAAUCCGUCCGGAAUUCGAUUGGGAACGCCAGCCUUGACCACCAGGGGGUUAAAGGAAGCCGAUAUUGAUAUGGUAGUUGAUUUCAUCGAUAAAGGGUUGAAAUUGGCGAAGAAAAUCAGUGACAAGUCCGGUCCUAAACUGGUGGACUUCAAGAGCUUCGUUCACGGCGAAUUUAAGGGUGAAGUUUCGGCUUUGAGGGCGCAAGUCGAGGCGUUCAGUCACGAUUUUCCACUGCCUGGUAUUGAAGGGUAUUAAAUAAUCAACGCUUUUCGUAUGUAUGUAUGAAAGGUUCAAAUCUCAUUAUUUUCUCAUUAUAUGUUAUGUUACAUAAACACUUUUACAAAAUUACUUCGAGUAUACUGUUUUUUUAUGUAAUAUGUUAUAAAAAAUAAAUUAUAAGUUUUCAUACGCA